Messenger RNA from Plenodomus lingam JN3, 1488 nucleotides. RefSeq lists its product as uncharacterized. The record is from RefSeq and is a predicted model, not a curated record. Lineage: Eukaryota; Fungi; Ascomycota; Dothideomycetes; Pleosporales; Leptosphaeriaceae. Gene Ontology annotation, molecular function: phosphoric diester hydrolase activity. Gene Ontology annotation, biological process: lipid metabolic process.
AUGAGCUGCUCGCUCCUGCUCACCGAGGAACUCGCUCAAGAACACGGAGGAAUAGACGAAAACUAUCUGCUCCUACCGCGUUGGGAUCCCCCGCAUUUCAGUUUCUUUCGUUGCACCUUUGAGAUUUACACGCUUUCUUGGACCGGAUUGUUGGCAAUGGGGUCCUCAGAGGAGAAAUUCGACCACGUCAAGGCGCAGACGGUUGUCACUGUGCGGCCGGUAUCACCAAUGAGACUUGGUGGAAUAGGAGGCUCGAAGACGUUCUACGAUGAUGAGAGUGCGGUCUCAAGUCCUGGAUUAAGCGUCAUCAGUUUGGAAGAGAUGGAAGCAAGACUGAGACCACAGUGGUACCGCAGAAGUGGAGCGCCGUCCUGGCGAGACAGAGUCAGCUGGUAUGGCUUGCGAUUGCGAACAGGGGAAACAGAAUCACAGCGAAGAGAAAGAAGGAGACGUUGUUGUCGAUGGACAGUGAUCACGGUUGUCGUUUUUACAGUAUUCGGCGUCAUGGCUGGAAUCGUAUACAUCACCUUCGUCACAGCUCUACUACGACGACUGGCUCCUCCUUCGGGCCAGAGUGGACUGCAGCACAUUGUGGAAACAUGGAAGGAGCCGGACUCCAAUGGUGCCUUAACCUACAAGUGGAGAGACGACUUCAGCCGCGACAUUGUGCCCAAAACCUGCCACUCACACAAUGACUACUGGCGCCCUGUUCCACUCUACAUGGCUCUCGCAGCUGGCUGCGUCAGCGUGGAAGCCGACAUCUGGCUGACAGACGACUCGGAGCUACUGGUCGGCCACUCCUGGAAGUCUACAAGCAGCGCGCGAACGUUGCGAAGCUUGUACUUGGAUCCCUUGGCCACCAUCUUCACGAAUCGCAAUGUUUCUGCGGCCUCUGCUUUGGAGAAAGAAGUGGGUGUCUUUGACUGGGAUCCAAAUGUGUCGACCGUCCUGCUCAUCGACUUCAAAUCAAAUGGCUCGGCCAUCUGGCCCGUACUACUCUCCCAACUCCAGCCGCUACGCGACAACAACUGGCUUACCUACUUCAAUGGCACACAUGUCAUCCCUGGACCAUUGACCAUUGUCGGAACCGGCGAUGCGCCUUUCCAUCUCGUCCAGGCCAACUCCACAAACCGAUUCAUCUUCUACGACGCCCCGCUCCUCUCCCUCUCAGAAGACAAGUACAACGCGACAAACUCCCUCUACGCAAGCACCAAUCUCAAAGCCGCAGUCGGCAGUGUCUGGGGCCGUGGGAUGUCGGGUAGCCAGCUCGACAGGGUCAGGCAGCAGGUGCAAGCGGCAGAGGCAAAGGGCUUGAAGAGCAGGUACUGGGAUACGCCUGACUGGCCCGUUGGGCUGAGAGAUGGGGUGUGGAGGCGGUUGACAGAGGCGGGUGUGGGCAUGUUGAAUGUGGAUGCGCUGGUGAGUGCGACGAGUUGGGAUUGGGGGUGGUGCGUUGUAGCGGGUAUUGCUCUCUGUGGGGAUAGCUGA